Molecule: messenger RNA, 3240 nt
Organism: Carassius auratus (goldfish)
Lineage: Eukaryota; Metazoa; Chordata; Actinopteri; Cypriniformes; Cyprinidae
Product: plexin-C1-like
Exons: 10
Coding region: 59-1948 (629 amino acids)
Biological process (GO): regulation of cell shape; negative regulation of cell adhesion; regulation of GTPase activity
Cellular component (GO): semaphorin receptor complex; plasma membrane
Molecular function (GO): protein binding; semaphorin receptor activity
Source: RefSeq, a predicted model, not a curated record
CGUGUCUGAGCGCAGUCGAUCUCUGUGACAAGAUCUCUAAACUUCAGCUGCUCGUCACAUGUGCAAGAUGAGAAGAAGACACUUACUUGGAAUACUUUUGUUUUUGAAAUAUUGCAUUUGCGUUGAUGUGAAGGACUUUGAUGGAUACAUUAAGGACUUUGUAGUUGGUAACAGUAAGUUGUUUGUUCUUACUGACCAUCGACUUCAUCAGAUGAGACACGAUCUAUAUGAGGAGAAGAGGAAAGACAUCACUAAAGCCCCUGACCUGAACACAGUCAACAUUCUGGUGCCUUUUGAUGCGAACGGCACCCUGAUAACGUGUGGGACUUUUGAAGAAGGGUAUUGUGAAGUUCUUGAUAUAAAUGAUAUUACAAACAUUACUUACUGUGAAAGUAAUAUAUUGGUAGGACCGAAAUGGAAUGAGAAAUAUGUUGCCUUCAUAGCCGGUACAAGUAGCAGUAGGUACCUUGUAGUUGGGAAAAAGGGUCACGAUAAAUCCGCUCAAGAUAGGUAUUCUGUUGUUACCUUAUGGAACACUUUAGAUUCUCAACCAGGAGGGAUUUUCUCAAAAAUAAUUCAAGGAUCAUAUGCCAUCAUUGAGAGCACAUUGAGAGAUGUGGAGUUUGUUGAUGGAUUCCAGAGAGUUUCACCCUCAGAAUCAUAUUUAUUUCUCAAUACAAAGACUGAAAAUGAGAGGAAAGUGCUCGUCCUGAGGAUGGACAGCUCUAAAGAGAGAAAGUCAGAAAUCCUCAAAUCCCUGCAGGCUUCAACGAUACGAUGCUGCAGUGAUAAAGUUCGUCCAGUGCUCGUCGCCAGCACCGUUAUUCCCUCAGUGAACGAUGUUAUUUGGGCAGGUGUGUUCAGGGCACAGAAUCAGGAGGAUCCGGAGAACAGCGCGCUGGCUCUUUACGACAUCAGUAACGUUCGAGGCCAGGUCAAGGGUUUCUGCGCUUACGGUGAAAAGUUAUGUGGUUCUGAGAGUGGUGGUGAACUUCAGCCGCUCUCUGUGGUGUUCAAGUACAGCUCAAUGUCAGCAGUGGCAGCAACGAGGAAUGAAUCCAGGAUUGUGCUGUUCAUAGGAACCAGGGAUGGACAACUCAUAAAGUUAGUGUUGGAUGAGAGAUAUACACCAGGCUGUCCAACAGUGCUGUUCAAAUCUGAUGAAGAACGAGCAGUGUUUCCCAGAAUGCACUUUGAUCCAGUAGAUUUCAAACACAUCUACAUUGCUCUGAAGAAACAGCUAAGAAGAGUGUCCGUUAUUCAGUGUGCUAAAUACAGCACUCUGAAAGACUGCAGAGCUGCUCAGGAUCCUCUCUGUGGCUGGUGUGUGAACACUCAAAGUAGUUGUUCUCCUCAAGAUGAAUGCUCAAAUACUUCAUGGGUGUCCAUCCCAAAAAACUCUCUUGAGACACAGCUGUUUUCUUUUCAGUUGACAGAGAAUUCUUCUAGAAAGAUUACUCUACAUCUUUCCUUGAGUCUGGAGAGCACAGGAAAUCCUGCCUUCUCAUGUUCCUUCACUAAAGAAAGUGUAAACCUGUGUGAUGGCUCUGAUCUGUCUGCAGUCUUCCCAAACUGCUCCUGUAGUUUUUCUGACCAGAUGCUCUAUACUGGAGGUUUAAAAGUCUCUGCUACUGUUACUGUUGAGGAUCAGAAGAUCACAGAGAUGCUGACACUGAGGAACUGCUCCAGUAUCACAGAUCAUUCAACAAAUGCUACUUAUACACAGUGUGUUCAGUGUGUAUCAUCUGGCUGUCACUGGUCCUCUUCCUCUCAGCGUUGUGAUUGGACACUUGGACCUGGACCACAGUUAAACAUAAAGGAUGCAUGUAAACAUCUGCUCUCUGAGAUUGACUACAAAAUCAGCUUUGGGAAUUCGUGUCUUCACAGAAUGAGUGAAAAUACAAACUAUUUCUGCCUCAGUCCACACAAAUCAUUUGGUCAAGUAUAAAGUAGUAAUAGAAACAAUUCCGGUUUCCCACAGCAAAAAUCUGCAGAAUAAAAAAGACUGGGAGAGCAUGAUUUGCUAUUUACUAAUAUACUAAUUAUUUUGGAUUUAAUGUAAUAUCCAGUCUGUUUUUCCUGUUCUUCUUCUCCUUCUUUUUAAUGUUCAAUGGCGGUUGGCAUCCAGCAUAAUUGGUGCAUUACCGCCACCCUCUGCUCCGGAGUGUGGAUCAGAAAACAGGUUCAUACAUUAAUUUACCCCAUUCCCUCCUACUCCCCAAUCAUAUACAUCCACACACUUCACCAUUAUUCUACUCUAUUAUAUUACUAAUAAUAAUAAUAAUAAAAUAAAUAAAAAAAGGAAUAAUAAUAAUAGUUAUAACCUUCCUCAAUACUCCUAUGACUCUUCACACUCUAUUAUAAACCCCUGUAUCCCUUAAGAAACCCAUCAGAGUUCUGGUCUGUGCCCUAUGUUGAGUGCUCAAUCGCCCUUUUAAUGUCAUGUCCUGAACCUCUAUCUCUCUCAACUUAUUCCUCAUCAUCUCUCUCUGAACAUCAUACCUGCUGCACCUCAAGACCACAUGCUCCACUGACUCCUCUUCCUUGCAUACUUCACACAAUCCCGUGUCAUGUUUACCUAUCAACUUUAGUGUUUUAUUUAAUAAACAAUGUCCCAAUCUUAACCUAAAGAUGACCGUUUCCUCUCUGCUAUUUCCACUUCCAAUCACUGUACACUUAACAUCCCCCUGGAUUUGAUAUAAUUGCCUUCCUUUUCCCUCUCUAUCCCACCUCUCUUGCCACAUUUGAUUUACUGUCUUCCAUAUCACACUUUUAACCUCUGCUUUGCUGAUACUGACUUGCAUUUCUAUAUUUCCUUUUAAUAAUGCUGUCUUGGCGAAUUUAUCUGCCAGUUCAUUUCCCCUUAUCCCUUCAUGUCCUGGUACCCACACAAAUUGUAUCUGCCUUCCUUGAUUAAAUAUUCUCGUAACUGACUGUAGGACUUCAUAUAGUAUGUCUUGCCGACUUUUUGAAUAAAAUGACCUUAUACUUGCUAACACUGACGAUGAAUCUGCUUAAAAAAGCUAAUUUUUCCUGUUCAGUGAGCACUGUGAUUUACAUACUGUCAGGGAAUCAUUUAGAUAUAAUGCCCUGUUUACACAAAGGUAUAAAAAAGUAUGCCUGGGAGAUCAGAAGGAUAAUAUUACUCCUAUCUCACCUCUCUGACUGGUCAGAAAUCCUGUGUCAGAUACUGUGUCGCUGUUCUCUAAACAGCAGGUGGUGCUGUACGUGACUUAUUAA